AUGGCAACAACAGGGCGAUUUUACGUUGGGCCGGCGGUAUCGUUUAAGGAAAAAAGUCGGCAGCUGGUUAAGUGCGAUAAGAGGAAUAUCGCCGUGUAUCGCUACAAGGAUCGGUUUUACGCGCUAGACAACGCCUGCUAUCAUCAUGGCGGGCCGCUGCUAGAAGGCGAUAUUGAGGAAAUGGGGAGUCAUCCGUGCGUUGUGUGCCCGUGGCAUGAGUACCGCAUCACUCUUGACACCGGUGAGGGUCUUUACUGGGCCCUGCAGAUGACGCCGGAGGGAGUUCCGGACAAGAAGGCACCACAGAAGGUAUGCUCCAAGGGAAUGAAACAACGCACCCACAUCGUCACCGUAGAGGACGGUGAGGUGUUUGUGACGUUAAAUAAUUCCGGGCCGCGUCUUGCAAGUGAUAAUUACGCGGAAAUGGUCAUUGCUAACAUGCAGGGAGCGAUGAUUUCUCCUUUGGAGGAUAGUAGAAGAACCCACCGUAGUAUGAAUGGUCUUGGUGCAGGGAUUCAUAGUGGCGUUCGUAGCGGGCAUGUGUUUGCUGGGAUGGUAACGGGGAAUAGACUGCAACGAUUCAGUUAUUUGAAUCACCCGAUUCUGACGUGUGUAGCAGUCGAGCCUGUGUGUGACGAUACACAAGAGUACUACUUUCGGCUAUCUGAGGGAGAGCUUGACACCUCCUCAUUGGUACCAGGGCAGUUUGUUGACUUGAAGCUGCCCAUUGCGGCCCCUCCCGGGAGGCAUUUUGUGCGACGGUGGACCAUGGUUGAACUGAAUAAGGAGGGAUGUGAUUUUACUCUCAUCAUCAAGACUGCAGAACACUCCAACGGUGGAACGGCGUGGAUGUCAAACAACGCGUUACGUCAGCGAUUUUCAUUACUUCACUAUGGUGGGAGCUUCACCUUGACGCAUCACAUGAGCCGUCUGCGUGAGGUGGGGGGACGUGUUGUGAUGCUUUCUGCUGGGAUCGCUAUGACGGCGCCUUACUCCUCGCUUCGUCAAGAAUUUGAGGGCAAACGCAUGCAGGGGAUACCAAAACUUCGUAUCAUUCACCUCCAUGUUGAAAGACGGGUCUCCUGCGUUGCAAAAUUAGAGGAUUUUGUACGGUGGCACCAUUCCAAAACAGAGCACCUCGAAUACCAGUUCCAUUGCUACCUCACGAAGCAGCAGGAGCUCUCAGCGAAUGCAGCCGGAGAUGAGUCAUUGUGGUCGCUCUUUACAUGCGGUCGGCGACCCGCUGAGAAGGACAUUCAGAGUUUUGUGGGGGAUUUCUUGGGUCCGUCAUCUUCUGUUCUCGCUAUGGUUUGCGGCCCUCCUCCGUUUGUCCGCAUGGCUAAAGAGGUUUUGUUGGCCUGUGGUGUACUGCCCUCGGAUGUGUUGACGGAUGAAGAUGAUGAUUACAACUCCCUGUAG
Trypanosoma cruzi is the source of this 1419-nucleotide messenger RNA. RefSeq lists its product as uncharacterized. Gene Ontology annotation, molecular function: 2 iron, 2 sulfur cluster binding. NCBI's taxonomy places the organism in Eukaryota, Euglenozoa, Kinetoplastea, Trypanosomatida, Trypanosomatidae. The coding region runs from base 1 to 1419 and encodes 472 amino acids. The record is from RefSeq and is a predicted model, not a curated record. The transcript has a single exon.